This is a messenger RNA of Rotaria socialis, 3354 nucleotides long. NCBI's taxonomy places the organism in Eukaryota, Metazoa, Rotifera, Eurotatoria, Philodinida, Philodinidae. The record is from the annotation of a GenBank genome assembly.
AUGACGACUGAAAUCACUACAACGACUGAAAGCGCUACAACGACUGAAACCACUACAACCACUACAACAACUACAACCACUACAACGACUGAAACCACUACGACGACUACAACAACUGAAACUACUACAACCACUACGACGACUGAAACCACUACGACGACUACAACAACUGAAACUACUACGUCCUCAACAGCCACCACAACGACAACGACAAUGACAACGACUGCAACCACCACUAAAUUGCCCGGAUGUCUACCUCCCACCAUCAGACUGGUGCCAAAUGCAUCUUCAACAGCACCAGUGCGCUUUUUUCGAAGUGAUGACUUCUACAUCUUGUCCAAUAUGCUACUAAGAUGUGAUAUGUCUGCCGCAAUCACCACAAAAUGGGCACUUCACUCUUGUAAUACCACAUGCUCUUCGCCAAUUCAAAUCGAUGAACUGAUUCAUGUCAACUUCAAUGACUUAUUUAUUCCUGCACGAACUCUUCCGUACGGAGUCUAUCAAUUGACGUUAACAGUGAUAAUGGAGGCUGCAACUAAUAUAACCUCAACAGCAUCUACUUAUGUCAUGGUUAUUCCUUCUGGCAUCCAAGCUAAUCUUAUUCAAAUGGGUACCUCAUUGGUCACACGACGCUAUCAAAAAAACUUCGCACUCGAUCCGGGAACGUUUUCAACGAAUCCAGAUGAAGUUCGUUGGGACGCAAGCGAUUGGAAUUAUGCGUACUACUGCACAACUGCAAGUCUUUUCAGCUCUUCACAGCUCAUGACAUCUCUUUUACCGAUUGAUGAUCCAAACUAUAUGAUUCAGAAUACAUCGUGUUUCAAAAAUAAUUCAGAAUGGGAAUACAGUUCGAAUGUGUAUUGGAAAUCGACUUUAACCAUUUUUGCUCAAGCCCUGAAACCUAAUAAAACCUAUCAAUUCAUCGUAAAUAUGACCACCAAGUCCUAUCCUAUUCAACAAGGUGUAGGUUAUCUUUUGGUGCAUAUUGAGGAUAAUGAGAGUCCUCUAAUUACUAUUGCAUGCAUUAUUUCAAAAAUGUGUGCUGUGAAAUUCGGCGAAUUUCGUAAUCUUAAUCCAACAACACAAUUGGCCUUAUAUUCUACUUGUGGUGAAGAUUGUUCAACAAUUCAACAAAUAAAAUGGCUCGUAUAUCAAGGCUUUAUCAACGCAUCGCUGAAUACUGUUGAGUGGAUUUUAUUCGAUUCAAACAGUACAAAUCACGACAAUAUGUUUUUUGGUAUAUCUACGGCAAAUCUCACAGUUUCCAAGGAUAUCUUCGAACAAAAUCCUGCAGUCCAGUUUUGGCGCUUCAAAGUUCUCUAUUCAUUUUCUUCAACGACAGCUUUUAGUGUACUCAGUUUCAAGGUCAAUCAAAAGCCUCGAAACGGUUCUUGCACAAUAGAUCCACUUAAUGGCACAGCAGAAACUCUAUUCACGGUUGUUUGCUCGCAUUGGUUCGAUGAAGACGAUAUUAAAUAUUAUUCGCUGUAUGCUUGGAACAUGGAUUCCUCCCAUCCUAUCAUGCUCGGCUAUUCUUACGAGCCAACUUUUCAAAUUCGUUUGUCUGCCGGAAAUCAUUAUGCAUCAUCACAAAACAUCUCAGUUCACAUUCGAGACAAACUCGAUGCUGUAACGCAAUACAAUUUGCCAUCUGUUAUUAUUCUAAACGACGAGACAGAAACCGAAAUGUUCAAUAGUGCUACGCAAUAUCUAAGCAAGGCAAAUAAUAGCGAAACUUUUGUUCAAUCAUUAGCCAGCGAUUAUCAAUGUACGGUCGAACAGGCGAUUGCAUUAUUCAAUCAAAUACUUCAUAAGUUGAACACAAAAAACAUAGAAUUAGCAUUGAAAGAAGGUAUUUCGAUGGAAAAUAUUUUAGUAUCGUCUCUGAUCGACCAAUUACAUACGAACUCUAACAAAUCCUCGACCUCUUCGGCUCUGUCUGAUUACUUUACACAUUUGAAUCUUCAAGCUAAUGUACGUGAUCGACUUGUAACUUACAUGCAUAAUCUUCAAAUGAUGAGUAUCGAAAAUAUUCAAUGGCAAGCAUCUUCAUUGGCUCAAUUUACUGCAGCUACAAAUCAAUUGACACGAGCAGCUUCUUUACGAGCAUCGGAUAAGUGUCACCAAUUGGCGUUUUCUCUAAAGAGACUAGCUAAUCAAAUUUUGUAUGAAGACGUGAGAGCAACAAGUACUGAAAUCAUCAAUUGUAUCAACAAUGCUUUGACUGCUAUUAAUGCGCCACUACAAAAUCGAGCAAGUGUUCUCGAUCUGGAUCUCAUUCGUUCAAAUGUUAUUUCAGUUGAUUAUGAAGAUGAUGCAGAAAUAGGAUGGGCAGAUCCAAGUUUGUUCGCUAAUGGAGAUGAGUUUUCAUCGAACUCGUUUGAGAUGAAUCGAAAUAGUUUCUUUCAAAAACGAACGGUAGAGACAAUAGCUCAGCAAGCCAACGAAGUCAUAUCUUGGAUAACCGAAGCACUCAGCAUACAUUUAACUCAAGAUCAGCAUGCAACCAUCAACACAUCGUCUGUGUUUUUCUCGUUAGAAAUAACGACAGCUGCCUCACUCUAUGGAAAGCCUAUUCGACCGAUUGGACAUGCAAUGAUUCAAUUUCCUUCAAAAUUCGAUUUUAAUAUGAAUCCAAAUACAACAAUGUCGCUUCGAACUAUAGUACAACCUCUUGCGCCGGCUGGUAGUUCUCAAUCACGAGCAUAUACCAACUUUUCAGCAUCGAUAUCACUCUCAGUACUCAAUAGAGACGGUAGCGUUAUUCCGAUUCGUAAUAAUACUGAAGAUCCAAUAGAAUUUAUUAUUCCUCGCGAUUCGAACUUUCGUGUUCCAACAAUGAAUUUACAAAAUGUGACAUCGGCAAAAAAUAGCGAAAAUCAAAACUUUUAUCUGCAUUAUGUUAACAUAACACAAGCAAACAAAAAUCUUAGUAUGUCUCUUCAUUUUGAAAUGCGCCCACUUGAUAAAGAUCUAGCUUAUCUAUUCAUCUAUCGAUUUGAUCGGCCGCCUCAACUAAACACUUUAGUUGAUCACACUGACGGGUCAGCUCUAUGGUGUACGCUUGAUUUAGCCAAAAAUGGAUACUAUUCACUUUUCAUCGACAAUCAUCGAACCGCAGAACAUCAUUCAGUUGUAUUUGGCUUGCGAGAAUUGAAUUCGACAGAAACCGAACAAUACUGUCAAUAUUAUUCCGUUAACAAUGGUUUACCACUGUCUGAUCGAGCAUUCAAUUUCACAGCAAACUAUGAAAUAAGAGUAUAUCAAUCUGGCUGUUUCUAUCUUGAUUCGAAUAAUAAUUGGCAAUCGGAUGGUUUGUCAGUUAGUAUGCAAAUCAAUGUGCAACAUAACUAG